Phascolarctos cinereus (koala) is the source of this 903-nucleotide messenger RNA. RefSeq names its product taste 2 receptor member 4 (gene TAS2R4). Lineage: Eukaryota; Metazoa; Chordata; Mammalia; Diprotodontia; Phascolarctidae. Gene Ontology annotation, biological process: detection of chemical stimulus involved in sensory perception of bitter taste; G protein-coupled receptor signaling pathway; sensory perception of taste. The record is from RefSeq and is a predicted model, not a curated record. Gene Ontology annotation, cellular component: membrane. Gene Ontology annotation, molecular function: bitter taste receptor activity; G protein-coupled receptor activity.
AUGCUUCUGUCUGUUACUUUUUUCUUUCAGAUUUUCUCUCUAAUUCAGCUCCUGAUAGGGAUUGUUGGAAACCUAUUGAUCAUGACAGUCAAUUGUAGGACCUGGAUUAAAAGUAAAAACCUUUCCUCCUUUGAUAUGAUCCUGUCUAGUCUCUCCAUCACCAGAUGCAUAUGUCUGUGUCUAAUAUGCCUGUACUUAUCGUCGACCUUACUUUUUCCAAAGAAUGAGUGCCAUAAGCUUAUGUACUCUAUAAUUUUGACCGCCUGGUUAUUCUUGGAUUCCUGCAGCCUCUGGAUUGUGACCUUGCUCAACAUCUUUUAUUGUGUGAAGAUUGCCAACUUCAAUCAUUCUUCAUUUCUCUGGCUAAAGCGAAAUAUAUCCUUGAAGACACCCUGGCUGUUGCUAGCAUGUCUACUGGUUCCUGUCUCUUCACAUUUUCUGAUUAUGUUGGUCAGCAAAAUCCCUAACUUCAUUGGUUCCUCUAAGGAGAACGUGAGGAACAGCACCAUGGUCCACACCAGUGGCUCCUUCCUUGUGGUGGUCUCUCUAGGAUUGAGUUUCAGUCUCCAGUUUGUCAUCAAUUUGGUUUCCUGUUCCUUGUUAAUCUCUUCCCUGAGGAGGCAUAUACAAGAGAUGCAGAAAAAUGCCAGCAGCUUUUGGAACCCCCAGACUGAAGCUCAUGUAGGUACUAUGAAAGUUAUGAUUUAUUUUCUCAUUCUCUAUGUUCCUUACUCCAUUGCUCGACUGAUUACCUUUUUCCCUUCCUAUGGGAUAAAAAAUUAUUGGAUCAAAGGCAUAUCAACAAUGAUCAACUGCACUUACUCUCCAGGACAUACUAUCUUCAUUAUGCUAUUGCACCCUAAACUCAAAGCAAGAAUAAAGAACAUUCUAUGGUGCAAUUGA